Messenger RNA from Symbiodinium sp. CCMP2592, 738 nucleotides. The record is from the annotation of a GenBank genome assembly. Lineage: Eukaryota; Dinophyceae; Suessiales; Symbiodiniaceae.
AUGAAGCUGGGAACCUUCCUGUGGUUGCCAUACUGCCUUAAGGCGUUCAAGUAUGCCAACGACCCUGCAACGACAGCCCUAGUCAAUGCUCAUGCGGAUGCUCUGAAGGAGCUGGCACUUGCAUUCCCACUGGUGCUCCAAAACUUGACGAACUGCACCGGUAUCAUUCGCAACGGAAAUGAGAUGCUGGACAGGAGUGUGAUCACUUACCAUCCCGGCAAGUUUCAGCUGGAUGAGGAGUUUGUGGUUGACAAGACUGCCGGCUACUAUGCGGUCCUGCACGAUUUCCUUGCCUAUGAGUUUGGUGAAGGGCAAGCUAUGCAGUUCUGUGCACCGGGGCUUGUCCCCAACAUUAUGCCAUGCCUCCGGGUGGGGGCGUGUCUCCUUCAAGCCGCAGUCCCCGAGCAUGUUGACAUCGAGCUUUAUGCUGGCAUGCUAGAGCAGCUCACGCGCUUCGAAGAGAUCAUGUGGCCCAUUUUGCGGGAUUCCUUGGUCCACGAGGAGGGUGGGAAUGUUCUGGCUGACGACAUUUCGUUGCCAGACUCACUCAGUUGUGACGACUCUGCGCACGACUCAUCCCUCCUUCAGCUGACAGCAACAGCUGACGCGCAGCAUGCCGAAGCCAUGGCGACCGCAGCAGCCUUGCACAAGGCCACUGUCGACAGCCAUCGAGUCCUGGAUGCGCACGGGUUGAACAGUUCCAUGGAUGCCACCAUUAACAAACUACAGCAGUCAUAG